Cyclospora cayetanensis is the source of this 447-nucleotide messenger RNA. RefSeq names its product 60S ribosomal protein L27a. The transcript has 4 exons. The record is from RefSeq and is a predicted model, not a curated record. Gene Ontology annotation, cellular component: ribosome; cytosolic large ribosomal subunit. Bases 1 to 447 code for a protein of 148 amino acids. Gene Ontology annotation, molecular function: structural constituent of ribosome. Gene Ontology annotation, biological process: translation. Lineage: Eukaryota; Apicomplexa; Conoidasida; Eucoccidiorida; Eimeriidae.
AUGACCACCCGCCUCAGGAAGACCCGCAAGCUCAGGGGCCACGUCUCCGCUGGCCAUGGACGCGUGGGGAAGCACAGGAAGCACCCCGGCGGUCGCGGAAAAGCCGGAGGCAUGCACCACAACAGAAUUCACUUUGACAAAUUCCACCCAGGGUACUUUGGAAAGGUCGGUAUGCGCCACUUCCACCUUCUGCGGAACAAGGAUUACUGUCCCACGGUCAAUGUAGACAAACUCUGGUCUAUCCUUUCGGAUAAGGCGUUCGAACAGGCGAAGAAGGGUCAGAAUGGAAAGGCCUUUGUUGUCGACUGCACCCGGGCUGGGUACUUCAAGGUGUUGGGAAAGGGCGAGCUGCCCAAGCUGCCGUUGAUUGUGAGGGCCCGCUUCUUUUCAAAGUUGGCAGAGAAGAAGAUCAAGGAGGCAGGAGGUGUAUGCGUCCUUAGCGGUUAA